Messenger RNA from Symbiodinium sp. CCMP2456, 495 nucleotides. NCBI's taxonomy places the organism in Eukaryota, Dinophyceae, Suessiales, Symbiodiniaceae. The record is from the annotation of a GenBank genome assembly.
GCCGUGAUCUGCGUCAGCCGAUACCGGCGGAAGAAGGAGGUCAAGGCCGAAGAUGGAGAUGCCAACGGCGAGAAGCCCAACGAGGGAAGGGAAGACGACGCAGAGGCGCAAGAAGACGGAGAAGAGGAAGGGGAGGAGGCUGACGAAGAGCUUGGGUCUCUAAAAGAACCCGAGGCUGCAGAGCAGCCGGAGGUAGUGACCCAGGAGCCUGGCAGAGAGGCCGGUGAAGAAGGCGAGCAGGAGGGAGCAGAGGAGGAGGAGGCGUGUGAACACGACCCGGUAGCCAUGGAGGUGGCUGAUGACGGUGAAGAGGACGCUGUCCAGGCAUUGCCGGUCUGCAUCGCAGAUGCCAGCGGCCCUGUCGACGGAGAGGACGAGGAAUGCCUCGAUGAUGAGGAAGCCAUGGAGGAUGAUGGGGAUGUGCGCGACAUCCAGGAGGUCGAGGCCAUGUUCUUGGCAGAUCUGGAGGACGAUGAUGAUGAUCCGGUGGCAGAG